GCUGUGAAGGGAGGAAGGAAGCAAGAAUGCUUAUGGGCCUGCAGCGGGUUGUGUUUGGGACAAAUUGUUCAAAUACUGGGAAGAAUAAUAUGUGUUUAAAGUAGAUUGUUUUUAAAUCUAGAUUAUUUUGCUUCUCAAAUGCACUUAAAGAUCUGACUCCUCAAAGAAUCACUUCCAAACUACUGUAAUGAAUUUUUUUUUAUGAUAAAAUGCUGCCUUUUACACAUAUUAAGAAGUUUACAUUUUGGUUGUGCUUUUCAUAGCUGGUCCCCAUGUUUUUUAAAAGAAAAUCUUUCUACUUUUCUUUGGAACAGGAUAGAAUAGCAUGUUUACUGUAAUACCGAGGUAUAUGCUAGAUUCUACAUGCAUUCCAUGUAGGAGACAUGGACCUGGAAUUGAGGGGACCUUGUACACAUCCCUGGGUUUACCAGUAGGCCAGCUGGAGGAUACUGGCUUACGCAACCUUGAUUUCCCAUUUACAAAAUGGAAAUGAUUAAAGCCAAAGCUUUUUACAUUAAGUGAAAUGAUACGUAUGAAGUGUCUUAAGUUAAUGGGUAAUUAGAUAUUUCUUAAAUUUCAAAAAUUUCUGGAAAUAGUAAAAUUGGUCAGCUCUAAGUAUGAGAAAAUUACAUGGCCCAUUAUAAUCCUCAGAUUUGUAUAGGUCAGUUCAUAUCAUUUGUAUGCUAUUAUGAAAUGUACUCUAGUCUUCCUUGACUGAAGUGGCACAGGCUGCUAGUUCAUCAGGCAACCCAUAAGUUGCUGGCAUUGUUUCUUGUGUAUAAAUGCAAUUAAUUCUCUUCUUAAGUCAUACAUACUUAGUAACAAUGAGCUAAUCAAGCAUGUAUUUGUGUUUUGGAAAAUACUGAUAAUCGAAUUAUACUUGAGCUGGGCAUGGUGGUGCAUGCCUUUAAUCCCAGCACUCAGGGAGCAGAGGCAUAUAGAUCUCUGUGGGUCUAAGACUCCUUUACUGUGGUUCACUACAUUGUGGUCCCCUGAUGCUAGUGCUCUGUGCAUGUCACAGUCAAGUCUGACCCUAACACUAUAAGGAGACAGGUACUCUCGAGUCAGAGUCAGACAAGGAAACAUCUGCUGGGGCAUAGUUCCUAUGAACACUGCUUAGUUGUCAGCUCAUCCAUACGAGCCUUUCCCAUCUCUGCUGCUCGCACUAGGGACUUUUGGCAUCUCAAGUCUUUAGGAAUCCUAAGAGCAAUUAACCUGUCGGUCUCGUGUGUCUGUCAGUCCUCUGAGAUUCAUAUGUGCCACAACUUGCGAUAGACUAUGUCACAUAUCUCUUACCAGCUUCCUGUUGACAAAUUUAAACAAACCAGAAUAAAGCUGGAGGUUAACGAGAGUGACAGGCUUCAUAUGGCCAACUGUUCUCUGACUCCUUCUGUCUUGUUCAUUGAUUCAUUCAUAAACAUUGAUUUGACUUUAGGACGAGGCACUUUGCCACUAGAUGCUUUCAGAUACCACUCAUUUUCAUAAAACCUUGUGAGAUGUUGAUGCCAUUUUAUUGGUAGUCCAGAGAGAUUAAUUAAUUUGCUUCACAGAUAGAAAGCAGAAAACUAAAAUAGCAUUUAAAGUCAGGUAGAAUUGACUCUGGACUCCCCCCACCCCCUUCUUUGUUAAAUUACAGCACAUUGGUAUUUAUUUAUAGCCAUCCAGGAUUGGUGGUGAAGAUGAACUGUACAUGCACAUCCUAGUGACUUCUCACCCAGUCCUAUGGGUGUCUGCAUUACUACCCCAUCUCACAUCUCAGGAAAUUGCUGUCCAGUACCAGCCUGGUGAAGUUCCCUUUUAUGUCCACUAGAAGGGUCACCGACAACAUCCUGGCCAUGGCUCGUCCAUCCUCUGAGCUGCUGGAGAAGUAUCACAUCAUCGAGCAGUUCCUCAGUCAAGGCAUAAAAACAAUAAUCAACCUGCAGCGUCCUGGGGAGCAUGCCAGCUGUGGGAAUGCUCUGGAACAAGAAAGUGGUUUCACGUACCUUCCUGAGGCAUUCAUGGAGGCUGGCAUUUAUUUCUACAACUUCGGGUGGAAGGAUUAUGGCGUGGCUUCCCUCACUGCCAUCUUGGACAUGGUAAAGGUGAUGACAUUUGCCUUACAGGAAGGAAAAGUAGCUGUCCACUGCCAUGCAGGGCUUGGGCGAACAGGUGUGCUAAUAGCAUGUUAUUUAGUUUUUGCAACAAGAAUGACUGCUGACCAAGCAAUUAUAUUUGUACGGGCAAAACGCCCCAAUUCCAUACAAACCAGAGGACAGCUGCUCUGUGUGCGGGAAUUCACUCAGUUUCUGGCUCCACUCCGUAAUAUUUUCUCUUGCUGUGACCCUAAAGCACAUGCUGUUACCUUAGCCCAGUACCUGAUUCGCCAGCGUCAUCUGCUUCAUGGUUAUGAGGCACGACUUCUGAAAUAUGUGCCAAAGAUCAUCCACCUAGUUUGCAAAUUGCUGCUUGACUUGGCUGAGAACAGGCCAGUAGUGAUGAAGAGCAUGUUAGAAGGAUCUGAGCUCUCUGCUGAAAUCGAAAAGACUGUGUCUGAGAUGGUCACAAUGCAGUUAGAUCAAGAGUUACUCAGGCAAAACAGUGAUGUGCCUGACCCGUUUAACCCUCCCACAGUGGUGGCCGAGUUCGAGAAUCAGGAUGUGGUUCUUUCUAAUGAAUUUGACCCCCUCUGGAAGAGGAGGAAUAUUGAGUGCCUUCAGCCCCUGACACAUCUGAAAAGACAGCUCAGCUACAGUGACUCAGACUUAAAGAGGGCCAAAGCCACCCUGGAACAAGGGGAGACACCUUGGACAGUGCCUGCCCAGGAGUUGCUAGACCACAGUCUCCAGCAUCAGAAGCCUACAAGCCAUUGCUGCAUGCCACCAACUCCAGAGCUAGGUUUUAAUAAGGAUGCAUUGGUUCAAAAUACAUUUUCUUUCUGGACUCAGACAAAGUGUGGAGGCUUAGAAGGACUCAAGGAUGAGGGAUCGCUGCUUUUGUGCAGGAAAGACAUUCCAAAGGAAGUACAGCGGAGCAGAACCUUCUCUGUGGGUGUUUCUUGUUCACACAAUCCUGGAGAACCAGUGCCACCCAACUUCACAAGUAUCCAUAAGGAUCAGGAGCAAGUCACCCGCUACCGGUGUGAGGCUCCUGGUAGUUGGGUUACAGGCCCUGUUCCUGAGAUGGGCAGGAGCCCCUGCAGCCCUCUGAACUGUGGCUCCAGUGCGAAGGCCCAGCUCCCAUGUGGACAAGAAGCCCAAGACAACACACAUCUGUCGGAGGCAAUGCCGCAGGCUGCUCUGCAGCCUGAGCUGAGUGCUCAAGCAAGGAGAGUCCUGGCAGCCAAGGCCCUGGCAAACUUAGACGAGUUUGUUGAAAAGGAGGAAGUGAAAAGGAAAGUGGAAAUGUGGCAGAAAGAACUGAAUUCCCGAGAGGGAGCCUGGGAACGAAUAUGUGGUGAGAGAGACCCUUUCAUCUUGUGCAGUUUGAUGUGGUCUUGGGUUGAGCAACUGAAAGAGCCUGUAAUCACCAAAGAGGACGUGGACAUGCUGGUCGACAGACAAGCAGAUGCUGCCGAAGCCCUGUGUUUACUAGAGAAGGGGCAGUACCAGACCAUCCUCUGUGUGCUGCACUGCAUAGUGAGCCUGCAGACGCUUCCUGUGGAGGUGGAGGAAGCUUGCCUUUCGCAUGCCAUUAAAGCUUUCACCAAGGUUAAUUUUGAUUCUGAAAAUGGACCAAUAGUUUAUGACACCUUGAAAAAAAUAUUUAAGCACACGUUGGAAGAAAAGAGAAAAAUGGCAAAAGACAGCCCAAGGCCUGGCCUCUCCUGAGGUUUUCUUCUCUGGACAAGCAUCCAGCCUAAGCAUCCAUCCUCCUGAGGGUGGCGCUUCUGCUCCCCGAGAGCCAGCCUAAGCAUCCAUCCUCCUGAGGGUGGCGCUUCUGCUCCCCGAGAGCCAGCCUAAGCAUCCACCCUCCUGAGGGUGGCGCGUCUGCUCCCCGAGAGCCAGGGCUGGCCGUGCUUCCUGCCUCACUCCACUGUCAGUGCUGUCUUCUGUGCUGAGAAUGACGGUUCCUUUUUUUAGUUAUUUAUUUUAAAAUAUCUUUGAGCUGUGUCUUGAAAAAUUGCCAUAAAGUUGGUGCCACUUUAUUUAUUCACUGAACUGAUAUUGUUGUAUUGACAUUUUAAGUAUGUUUUAUUUGUGUCCUUACUCUUUUUGACAUUUUGGAGAAAAAAAAAAUAACCCUUUCAAAACAGUUAUUUUUUUUUUUGACCAAACUCUUUGUGGAGUUUUUACCAAAUAGAUCAUUUUAGUAGUAAAACCCCACUAUGUAUCCUUUCCAAGAUAUGUGUCCCCUCCCUCAGAGAUAUGACCUAAGAUAGUCACCAAGUGUCUUAAACAGUUUUAUAUUUGUUACUAAGAAGACUAUUAAUACAUUUUAAAGUACUUUUUUUUUAAAACUUUGAAGCCUUUUGUUUUUCUUUUUUUACAGAUGUGGCAAAGUCUUUCAAAGAGUAUUAUUUUCAGUGAUUCAGCAGUUCAGUUUACUUUAAUAGACUGGCUGGAGCGGUUGGGAUUUUGUACUUGUAGAAAGGAGACUUGCUCUUUGUCAGGCUUCCAGACAACCUCUCUCUUGGCUGUCAGGGGAGGGAGCAGCUCUCAACCCAGAAACCUUCCUCUGCUUCCCCAACCUGCUGCCGAGCCAGUUCACUGCUUUACAGAGAAAUGGAUCAGAUGUGGCCAAUAUGAGCAGCUGCUAAGGAGCAGAACUGGCCUUUGUCCUCCCCAGGACUGUGCAGAAAGGACAGCAGUGCCGGGGGCAGGCUCCUAGCCAGCCCUGCUCCAUGGGGGCUGUGUGGCCAUCCUGCACAGUCUGUUCAGAGCUGGAGCAAGCCAGUCCGGCCACUUUCUGUCAGGAGUGCUGGCAUUGCUGCCUGGCCUGUGCCCCACAGCUGCCCUGCCACAAGCCCUCCUGCCUCGGCCUCUAGCUCUAGCAGCUGUUUUGCUGUAAGGAUUAUUAUUUUUAAGUUGAAUUUGACCCUAGGUUGCACUCACCCUAACUGGCUUCAAAUAAGCACAGGUGACUGGUCAAAUUUGUUUAACUUUAGAUUAAGCUAGUAGUCAGCUAUUGAGGCCUUAUUUAAACUAAAUUAAUACAUAAGAAUAGCAGAGCUCAUGCCAUAAUAGUUUUUUUGACAAAGAUGAUAGCUAGACUAAUUCAAACUAAAGAAGUAAUAACUCUUUGAUUCUCAGAAUUUUAGGAAAUAAGCAAGACUAAAUUAGAAUAAAUGAAAUUUCUCUAACUCAUGCCUUUCUGAAUUACAGUCUAGUGUAUCCAAAACUAUUUCAAUCAUUAGCCUCACCAACUCUGAUGGCAAAGGCCAAGUGCAGUUUCCUUCCCCUUGAAUGUUCUUGGGAAAGGAAAUUCAGUCAUGGUUAAUGAACCGGCUUUCCCAGUGCUGAAGUAUCUGAAGUGCCUAGCCUAACAACAGGAAAUCCAUGUACUCUGUCUCCUGUGUACAUUCUAAAAGCUGACGUUCAAAGAGAAUGCUUGUGGUCACCUCUUGUCAGCCUUGAACGGGCAAGUGACACUGUGGACCUUCGCCACCCUCCCUCCUUAAAGCCAGCAACACCUGUGCAUUUGCAAUACAUGUUCUAAGUUCUGCAACAGUCAUGUGCUGACACCACUGCAUGUCAGAAAAUCCAAAUACAGCGGCCUGAGAAGGCACUGUCAGGCUCUGGGCAGGUGUUGUGCUUCUUUGAAUAAAGGUGAAAAGGACCAACCAC
This is a messenger RNA of Mastomys coucha (southern multimammate mouse), 5765 nucleotides long. RefSeq names its product protein tyrosine phosphatase domain containing 1 (gene Ptpdc1). NCBI's taxonomy places the organism in Eukaryota, Metazoa, Chordata, Mammalia, Rodentia, Muridae. Gene Ontology annotation, biological process: cilium assembly; protein dephosphorylation. The transcript has 8 exons. The record is from RefSeq and is a predicted model, not a curated record. The coding region runs from base 1800 to 3809 and encodes 669 amino acids. Gene Ontology annotation, molecular function: protein tyrosine/serine/threonine phosphatase activity.